Molecule: messenger RNA, 752 nt
Organism: Sipha flava (yellow sugarcane aphid)
Lineage: Eukaryota; Metazoa; Arthropoda; Insecta; Hemiptera; Aphididae
Gene: ND-18
Product: NADH dehydrogenase [ubiquinone] iron-sulfur protein 4, mitochondrial
Exons: 4
Coding region: 95-670 (191 amino acids)
Biological process (GO): electron transport chain
Source: RefSeq, a predicted model, not a curated record
ACUACAUCAAAAACUUAGGUGUUGGAUUUUCAACAUUCAUUUAGUCAAAGACUUCUAAAUAAUUUUGUUACAUACCUACUUCUUUCGGUUUCAAAUGGCGUUAAAUUUAAUUAAACAAACUGGAAGUAAAGCGAUUCAAAAUGCAAUGGUAUCGUCGAGAAAAGGACUGAUGACUGGAACAUUGCACUUAGCUAAAAGUGACCGAGGUUUAGAGAAAAUUUAUGAUAAAAAAGAGUCUCUUCCUUUAGAAACUAAUAUUGUCAUUGGAAAAACGUCUGACACAAGCGUCCAGAACUACAUAGAGGUCGAUAGUAAAGUUGAUUUAAGUUCCGUAACUGGUGUACCCGAAGAACACAUUAAAGAUCGUGUGGUGAAAAUUAGUAAAAUCACCAAAAAUGUUAUGCAAUCAGGCACCGACAACAUUCAUAAUUGGAUUAUGGAAUUUGAUAACAGGCAACGUUGGGAAAAUCCAUUGAUGGGUUGGACUUCAACUGGUGAUCCAUUGUCUAACAUGAAAAUUGAAUUUGGUGAGAAAGCUGAAGCUAUUAACUUUUGUGAAAAAAAUGGUUGGAAAUGGUUUGUAGAAGCAGAGCAUAAGACUAAGCCUAGAGUAAAAUCUUAUGCUAUCAACUUUUCGUGGAAUAAACGUACAAGAACUUCUACUAAGUAAAUACUUUCAUUUAUAUAAUUGUAGUGUAAUAAAAUAUAUAUCUGUAAAAAGAAAAAAUACUUAUACAUAAAAUUUUAUUAUU